Messenger RNA from Colletotrichum siamense, 1071 nucleotides. It is a transcript of the gene rga6, whose product is annotated as putative Rho-GTPase-activating protein 6. Lineage: Eukaryota; Fungi; Ascomycota; Sordariomycetes; Glomerellales; Glomerellaceae. Bases 1 to 1071 code for a protein of 356 amino acids. The record is from RefSeq and is a predicted model, not a curated record. Gene Ontology annotation, biological process: signal transduction. The transcript has 5 exons.
AUGUCUUUCUCAACACAUGAUGGCCCCGAUCGACAGCGCGUACCCAACUCGACCACACUUCCCGCACUUGCCAGCAGGGACAACCGUCGCAACCGGGCUCUGCCAAGCAGCGCAACAUGGACUUCCUCUGCCGCGGACCUAGCCUUGUACCCAGACACCGAUGUGGUCGAGAGCCGCGAGUUUUUUGUUCAAGAGUACAAUCGUCUGGCCAAAAAGCAUGGAAUCCGAGCUCUUGUUGUCGGGGAUUUUGAAGGACGACCAACGACACCUGCGGCCAUGUCAGAAAAGCGGAGGUGGUGGUCGCGAAUGUUUCGUUCACCUUCAUCUGGACAGCCGUCCAUUUCUCGACGACCAUCCAGGUCGAUCAAGCACAGGCGAAGUAUCAGCGAUCUUGCUCUAAAUAUGGUUGCGCAUAGGAGACCGGAACGCAGAAUCGUUGAUCUUCAGACGAUGGUCAGGCUCAGCGGCAAGAACUUCCUCUACUUGCCAGAGCCGUAUGCCCCGAGCUCUCUCAUGUUGCCGACUUGCUUCAGAGCAACGGCUCAAUAUCUGGUCCAGUAUGGACCGGAAACCCGCGGAAUCUUUCGUAUUCCAGGGUCAAUCCGUGGAGUCAAUACAAUCUUCGACUACUACUGCGACGAGAAGGCUGGUGAAGAAGUUACCAAUACGAUUCGCUGCGCGUCUCUCCCGACCCAUAUCAACGUCGGAAUACACGACAUAGCGUCAGCCUUCAAGAAGUUCCUCUCCGUUCUCCCUGGCGGUAUCCUGGGUACACUUUCGCUUUUCGAUGCACUGGUGGCCAUACAAUGCCAGCUUCGGGGUGAGCCCGAGCUAAGCAGAACGAAAGAGACGAAGCUUCGAGCCCGCCUCAUCGCGCUAGCAAUCGGUACUGUCAAAUCACAAUUCCAGCGAGAACUGAUAUGCGCCGUAUUUGGUCUGCUCUCUGUCAUCGGCCGUGCUGGGGAGACGGCAGCCCGCGAAGACGAGCGGGGUCAUCCUCUUCCCACGUCUGAUCUCAUGGGAUAUACCGCAUUAGGCAUCGUCUUUGGACCCCUGCUUGUUGGGAUCUAA